This is a messenger RNA of Ostreobium quekettii, 1677 nucleotides long. NCBI's taxonomy places the organism in Eukaryota, Viridiplantae, Chlorophyta, Ulvophyceae, Bryopsidales, Ostreobiaceae. The record is from the annotation of a GenBank genome assembly.
AUGGUGGGUGGGCAUUGGACAAACCUCCAGUUUGCUCCCUCCGUUGCUGGCGCGCGGCCACUCUUGGCGCGAGGACCCUGGCCAUCGACCCAAACGUCUCGCGCCGAUUCUCGAGGAGGCUCGUGCAGCAUGCCCAAGCGCAAGCAGGCGCCCCAGGAGCGGGCUAGUGGGCAGGGCGAUGUCCGAGAAAUGCUUCAGGCACAACGCAGGAGACACAACACCCAAUUAGGGCUGCCAGAUGCCCAACAGGACCCAUCCCCCCUCCCUGCUGGUGGUUACCAUUUGGCCACCAAGUGGGAGGAUUACAAGGAGCGAGCAUCGACAGCCACCCCCAAUUGCCCUCGGCUCCUGAAGAAUGGGGCUGCAUUUGUGGCUGCAUUUGAGCAGCAUAUGUGCAUGGAGGGGGUAGGAGUAGGGUCUGCCAGAGAUCAUGUGAACAACCUCAUGUCGGUGGUGCUGAAUAGCACCCUGCAUCCAGAACUGAGCCUACGUGCGGCGAGGGCCUUCCAUACCAUGCUGGAGAAGAAUCCCCCGUCAGGGGUGGAUGACUAUUGGAAUCCAGUGAACGGAAACCUGGAAAUGUUGGACAUCAAUGGGAAAAUGAAGAUGAUGAAAGGUGCAUCGAUUCUGUUUUCUGCCAUCUCUACAGUGUAUUCAGCCGUGCAGAGCUGCGACAUCCACAAACACUUGGGUUGUGUGCUCCUCCUUGAGGGUCUGGUGGCUUUGUUCGCUGCGGACCUGUCCCCGCGUUUGGCAGUGAUUGAACAGCGAACAGACCUAAGUUCUGAGGCCCAGGUGCAGCACCUAGCAGGGUGCUUUCUGUGGCGGACCCUGGAGGACCGCAAGUUUGAGGGCUACGAUUCCAAGCAAUCAGAGAAACAUGACAUGCUGCUGCGGAUUAUGCUCAUCAUGUCAGUGAGCGGAGAAGACAGUGAGGCAGAGGGUGGCUCGGGUGGCCAGGGGCUCGAGACCCAUAUCCGGAUGCGGCCAGUGGUAGGCAAGACUGCUGAGAAGCUGAUGCAUCUGCUUCUCAGCCUGUAUGGCACUGCUGAGGAACAUGGUCUGUACAUGAGCAAAAAGAAGCACGCCCUUGUGAGACAGUUCGGCAACAGCAGGGCUCAGAUUGACAAAAUCAUGCUCCAAGCCUUGUUUGAAAGUUCUGGCCUCAAGAAGGACGUUGGUUAUGGAGUGUUCAAGACCUUCAAGAGAAAGAAUGCUGUUCUGAUGGCGCUGCCUCACAAGGAUCGCAUGAGGCUCCUGGGAUUGGUGGUUGGCAAGAGGAGUUUUGUGGAGAAGAGCACCUACCCCGGCCUGUGGGCGGCGAUGGACUUCCACGAUGCUCCCUGCGACUACCCGCCAGUGGCUGCAGAGGUGCCUGUGGACGAGAUGGUCGACAUCUGUGCAACGCAGUUCACAUGCAAUGUGCGCAGCCUGGUGGCGGAUCUAGAGGAGGACGGAUUCUGCUUGCUGGUGGCGGCCGUUGUGGCCACGGCCUGUGCCCUGCCACAGUACAAAGGGCAAUUGCCCAAGGUGCGUUCCCUAUUCGCCAACAUCCAGGAACUCAUCGCCAGCCGGCAGGAGCGCCUGAAGUCUCAAGAAAGGUUGUCGCUCGAGGCUCGCAUUGCGCUGCGGUCCGCCAACCAGCUCAUUAAACUGAGGACAGCGGCCUGCGACUAA